AUCUUCUCUUCACGCAUCUGCUCAUUCAUUCUCCAGCCAGAGUUGAAAACAGCAAGCCUCCUUCAAAAUGAUGUCUUCUUCUUCCACCCGCACCUACAUGUCCUCAGCAGGGUCCUCUCGCCUCUCUACCAUGCGUGCCGGUAGUGUGUAUGGGGGUGCUGGAGGAUCUGGUGUCCGUAUUUCCAGUGCCUCUGCUUCUCGCUCCUUUGCAUCUGGUGGUGGAGCAGGAUUUGGAGGUGGUGCUGGUUUCAACCUGUCUGAUGCUGUUGAUGUCUCUGCAAAUGAGAAAGCCACCAUGCAAAAUCUCAAUGACCGUCUGGCCUCCUACCUGGUGAAGGUGCGCUCCCUUGAGAAGGCUAAUGCUGACCUUGAACUGAAGAUCCGCCAGUUCCUGGAAAGCAAGACUUCUCCAUCUGCUCGUGACUACAGUGGCUUCUAUGCUACUAUUAGUGAUCUCCAGGCCAAGAUUCAGCAUGCCACUGGUGUAAAUGGAGGGAUCUACCUAGGCAUUGACAACUCCAAGCUGGCUGCAGAUGACUUCAGGAUCAAAUAUGAGAAUGAGCUGAGCAUGAGGCAGUCUGUUGAAGCAGACAUUGCUGGCCUGAGGAGAGCGCUGGAUGAGCUGACAAUGUCCAGAUCUGAUCUGGAGAUGCAGAUUGAGGGGCUAAGAGAAGAGCUGAUCUUCCUCAAGAAGAACCAUGAAGAGGAACUCUUGGCAGUUCGUGCCCAAAUGAGUGGACAGGUCAACGUAGAGGUAGACGCAGCACCACAGGAAGACCUUUCCAAAAUCAUGGCUGAAAUCCGUGCACAUUAUGAGGCCGUUGCUGCUAAGAACCACAAAGAACUCGAGGCUUGGUUCCAGGCCAAGACUGAAACCCUUAACAAAGAAGUUGUUGUGAGCACAGAAGUCCUCCAAACAUCCAGAUCGGAAAUCACAGAGAUUAAACGCACACUCCAGAGUCUUCAAAUCGAGCUACAAUCACAACUCAGUAUGAAAGCAUCUUUGGAAAGCACCUUGGCAGAAACAAAGGACCGCUAUUCUUCCAUGUUGUCGAGAUACCAGAUGCAGGUGACCAGUCUGGAAGAGCAGCUGGUGAAUCUUCGUGCUGACCUUGAGCGUCAGGGCCAUGAGUACAAGAUGCUUCUGGACAUCAAGACCAGACUGGAGAUGGAGAUUGCAGAGUACAGAAGACUGCUGGAUGGGGAGGCUGUUAGUACCUCAACCACAAGCAAAACCUCUACUACACGCAAAGUGGUAACCAUUGUGGAGGAAGUGGUGGAUGGCAAAGUGGUCAGCUCAUCUUCCCAAGCUGUGAGCCAGACAAGCGUGUCAGUGAAUAAAUAAGAGAAACAUUUAACUAAGAGUGACAAAAAGCCAAUAAAGUGGUUUAAAU
Molecule: messenger RNA, 1394 nt
Organism: Xyrauchen texanus (razorback sucker)
Lineage: Eukaryota; Metazoa; Chordata; Actinopteri; Cypriniformes; Catostomidae
Product: keratin, type I cytoskeletal 13-like
Exons: 7
Coding region: 68-1345 (425 amino acids)
Molecular function (GO): structural molecule activity
Source: RefSeq, a predicted model, not a curated record